Molecule: messenger RNA, 945 nt
Organism: Penaeus vannamei (Pacific white shrimp)
Lineage: Eukaryota; Metazoa; Arthropoda; Malacostraca; Decapoda; Penaeidae
Source: RefSeq, a predicted model, not a curated record
AUGGCCAGCAAGCAGCGUGACUACGACCAAGAGAAGGGAUCCACCUCUCCGGCUACGAGAUCAAGUGCCCCAGGCUCGAAACAACGGCGAAGAAAAGAUGAGAGUCAACAGCUUGAGAACCAACAGCUGAGUGACAGCAUUUUCGUGCUUGAGUUGUACAAAACGCAAAUGUCCACAACUCGGGAGAAAGGAGGAAGCACAAUGCUCAAGCUCUGUGUUCUGUUCGCAGUCGUGGCCCUGUCGAGGGGCGGCUCUCCCAACAUCACCCUCUACAGCGGCACGCAGCAGACCGGAGCGGCUCUGUUCCUGACGGAUUACUGCCACGACCUCAAGGUUUACAACUUCGACGAUGCAACAGAAUCCAUUUGUGGCCACGGGGCAUGGCUCCUAUAUGAAGACCAUGCAUAUCUCGAAAGUGACUUUACACAUGUGUUUGUGUCCUCCUACCUGGAGUGCAGUGACCUGCCCAGCUAUUAGCGCAAUAAGGUAACCUCCCUGCGGUACAUCGGCGUCGGAGACCUGUACACCGAGUCGAUCACGCUGUACCAUGAUUACAGGGGCAGCGGCUCAGAACUCCUGCUGGUGCGGGAUGAGGAUUACACGUCCGGUUUCAAUGACGUCACCUCCAGCCUCGCUGUCAUCGGGCCCUCCGCUUGGACUCUCUAUGAGGACCCUUACUACACGGGCAGGUCGGCGUGUGUCUAUCCGGCUCGCCUCGAAGGCUCUGACGUCUACUUCGGCUAUUUCACCGUCGACGAAGUAGGCUUCCGAGACAACACACUGUCCGGCGUCAGGAAGGGAUGUCACAGCACCAACGUCAAGGUCUACCAUCCCUAGACCGCAGCUUCAAGGACCAGCCAGGAGGGGGUUUCAGGGGCACCAGCGCCAACUUGCACCAUUCCCUCUUUUCCUCCUGCUGGAAGAAAAUAAGAUCAAAGAGAUAAA